GUGUAUGCCAGAGCACCUGAGUCGUCUGGAUGUGGACCCCCAUGAGGUGGUGCUGUGGGUCCUGUUGAAGAGGGCUCGUUCAGCCAAUAGGACCACCAGACUGACUGCUGUACAGGAACUGGCCCAGAACCACCACUGGCAGGGUGAGACAUGACUCGUCACUUUUAACCUGUAAACAGUCUAUGUGUGAUGAUGAACUUUGAUUGGCCCGUUCCCCUGUCCAUUACAGACUACCAGUACCAGACAACGGCCCAGGCCAUAGACCAGCGAACCGAGUUGGGUCUGGCCUGCACCCCUCAAUUGUACCUGCGCUUCUUCCUGUCUCCACCCGUCCUGCCUGGGGUGGAAGAUGGGUUUUCUGUAGAGGACGGUCUGAGGCAGCUGCUGGCAUCUCUCCCCCAGUCUAAGGUGGACCAGUGUGUCCCAGUACUUCACCUCACCACCCUGAGGGAGAGCGCCCAGUCCCUGGCAGCACAGAGGGUAAGAGAUGCACACACUUGCACACACCAGCACCAUACCACCAAUAAAAAUUCUGAGUAUGUGUAA
Coregonus clupeaformis (lake whitefish) is the source of this 546-nucleotide messenger RNA. Its product is annotated as protein SERAC1-like. The transcript is spliced from 3 exons. The record is from RefSeq and is a predicted model, not a curated record. Bases 190 to 546 code for a protein of 118 amino acids. Lineage: Eukaryota; Metazoa; Chordata; Actinopteri; Salmoniformes; Salmonidae.